GGAGCCGGAGCCGGGCACGGACACGGCGGCACCGAGCGGAGCGCGUCCGUGCGCUGUCCAGAGUCUGCCCGGCCGAGCCCAGCCGUCGCCGCCGCGAUGUUGGACCCGUCGUCCAGCGAGGAGGAGUCCGAGGAGCUGGUGGAGGAGGAGAGCGGCAAGGAGCCGCUGGCUCCCGCCGCGGCGCGGCUGUCGCCCAGCCGCCCCGGCGAGGGCCCGGGCGGCGGCGGUGGCGGCGGUGCCGGUGGCGGUGGGAGCGCCGGGGGGCUGCAGCCCGGCGGGCGCGGCAGCAGCGCGGCGCGGCCCGCCAGCCCCAGCCCCUCGGUGGCCAGCGAGAAGGAGAAGGACGAGCUGGAGCGGCUGCAGCGGGAGGAGGAGGAGAGGAAGAAGAAGCUGCAGCUCUACGUCUUCGUCAUGCGCUGCAUCGCCUACCCCUUCAACGCCAAGCAGCCCACCGACAUGGCCCGCCGGCAGCAGAAGAUAAGUAAGCAGCAACUCCAGACAAUCAAAGAUCGUUUCCAGGCUUUUCUCAAUGGAGAAACCCAGAUUGUGGCAGAUGAAGCAUUUAUAAAUGCUGUCCAGAGCUACUACGAGGUAUUCCUGAAAAGUGACCGUGUUGCCAGGAUGGUGCAGAGCGGAGGGUGCUCCGCAAACGACUCCCGGGAGGUUUUCAAGAAACACAUCGAGAAGAGAGUGCGCAGCCUGCCAGAAAUCGAUGGCCUCAGCAAGGAGACAGUGCUGAGCUCUUGGAUGGCAAAGUUUGAUGCUAUUUACCGUGGGGAGGAGGAUCCCAGGAAGCAACAGGCCAGGAUGACAGCGAGUGCUGCCUCAGAGCUCAUUCUCAGCAAGGAGCAGCUCUAUGAGAUGUUCCAGAACAUUUUGGGGAUCAAGAAGUUUGAGCAUCAGCUUCUGUACAAUGCAUGUCAGCUGGACAACCCUGAUGAGCAAGCUGCACAGAUCAGACGUGAGUUAGAUGGACGUCUCCAAAUGGCAGAACAAAUUGCUAAGGAGCGCAAGUUUCCCAAGUUUGUGUCCAAAGAAAUGGAGAACAUGUACAUUGAGGAGCUGAAAUCAUCUGUCAAUCUCCUGAUGGCAAACUUGGAGAGCAUGCCUGUGUCUAAAGGAGGCUCUGAGUUCAAGCUGCAGAAGCUGAAACGAAGCCACAACACCUCAAUAAUUGACAUGGGAGAGGAAAAUGAGAACCAGCUUUCCAAGUCAGACGUCGUGUUGUCAUUCUCCCUGGAGGUUGUCAUCAUGGAGGUGCAGGGGCUGAAGUCGCUGGCCCCCAACCGCAUCGUGUACUGCACCAUGGAAGUUGAAGGUGGGGAGAAGCUGCAGACAGACCAGGCUGAAGCCUCAAAGCCAACCUGGGGUACCCAAGGAGACUUUACAACAACCCACGCGCUUCCUGCAGUGAAGGUGAAGCUGUUCACGGAGAGCACAGGAGUGCUGGCUCUGGAGGACAAAGAGCUUGGGAGGGUUGUUCUCCACCCUACUCCUAAUAGCCCAAAGCAGUCAGAGUGGCACAAGAUGACUGUUUCCAAAAACUGCCCUGAUCAAGACCUGAAGAUCAAGCUUGCUGUGCGAAUGGAUAAGCCUCAAAACAUGAAGCACUCUGGGUAUUUAUGGGCCAUUGGUAAAAAUGUUUGGAAGAGAUGGAAGAAACGAUUCUUUGUCCUGGUCCAGGUUAGUCAAUAUACAUUUGCUAUGUGCAGCUACCGGGAGAAAAAAGCAGAACCUCAAGAGCUGCUGCAGCUCGACGGAUACACUGUGGACUACACCGACCCGCAGCCAGGUUUGGAUGGUGGCAGAACAUUCUUCAACGCUGUGAAGGAAGGAGACACGGUGAUUUUUGCGAGUGACGAUGAGCAGGACCGUAUCCUGUGGGUCCAAGCCAUGUACCGAGCCACUGGCCAGUCCCACAAACCUGUGCCACCUACCCAAGUGCAAAAGCUAAAUGCUAAAGGAGGAAAUGUACCCCAGAUAGAUGCUCCAAUCUCUCAAUUUUCUGGACUCAAGGAUGCAGAUAGAGCUCAAAAGCAUGGCAUGGAUGAAUUUAUCUCUUCCAAUCCCUGUAACUUUGACCACGCUUCACUCUUUGAGAUGGUUCAGCGCCUCACUUUGGACCACAGACUUAAUGAUUCCUAUUCUUGUCUGGGCUGGUUUAGUCCUGGCCAGGUCUUUGUGCUAGAUGAGUAUUGUGCACGUAAUGGAGUGAGAGGCUGUCACAGACAUCUCUGCUACCUCAGAGAUUUGCUAGAGCGCGCAGAAAACGGAGCUAUGAUUGACCCCACCUUACUUCACUACAGCUUUGCCUUUUGUGCAUCACAUGUUCAUGGCAACAGGCCUGACGGGAUAGGGACUGUGACCGUGGACGAGAAAGAGCGUUUUGAAGAGAUCAAGGAGAGACUUCGUGUGCUGCUGGAGAAUCAGAUCACACAUUUCAGGUACUGCUUUCCAUUUGGCCGUCCAGAGGGUGCACUGAAAGCCACUCUGUCGCUGCUGGAAAGGGUUCUGAUGAAAGACAUAGUUACUCCGGUCCCUCAAGAGGAGGUAAAAACAGUCAUCCGUAAAUGCUUGGAGCAAGCAGCUCUAGUCAAUUAUACUCGACUAUCAGAGUAUGCCAAAAUUGAAGGGAAAAAGAGAGAAAUGUAUGAGCAUCCUGUCUUCUGCUUGGCCUCUCAAGUGAUGGAUUUAACCAUUCAGAAUCAAAAGGAUGCAGAGAAUGUAGGCCGGUUAGUCACACCAGCUAAAAAGUUAGAAGAUACAAUACGCCUGGCAGAGUUGGUAAUUGAAGUCCUACAGCAAAACGAAGAGCACCAUGCAGAGGGGAAAGAGGCCUUUGCUUGGUGGUCAGACCUAAUGGUGGAGCACGCGGAGACGUUCCUGUCGCUGUUUGCAGUGGAUAUGGAUGCAGCGUUAGAGGUGCAGCCCCCAGACACCUGGGACAGCUUCCCGCUCUUCCAGCUCAUAAACGAUUCCCUCCGUAGUGACUAUAAUUUGUGCAAUGGAAAAUUCCACAAACACCUCCAAGACCUGUUUGCUCCACUUGUUGUUAGAUAUGUCGAUCUGAUGGAGUCCUCAAUUGCACAGUCAAUUCACAGGGGCUUUGAGCGGGAGUCAUGGGAGCCAGUAAAGAGUUUAACAAGUAAUCUGCCCAAUGUGAAUCUACCAAAUGUGAAUCUCCCUAAAGUACCAAAUCUACCAGUUAACAUCCCACUAGGCAUCCCACAAAUGCCUAGCUUUUCUGCACCGUCAUGGAUGGCUGCUAUUUAUGAUUCUGACAAUGGAUCAGGCACCUCAGAAGAUAUGUUCUGGAAACUUGACGCCCUACAGACCUUCAUCCGGGAUUUGCACUGGCCUGAGGAGGAGUUUGGGAAGCACUUAGAGCAACGCUUGAAGCUCAUGGCGAGUGACAUGAUCGAGUCCUGUGUGAAAAGAACGAGGAUUGCAUUUGAAGUAAAACUGCAGAAAACCAGCCGAUCAACAGAUUUCCGAGUCCCUCAGUCAAUAUGCACCAUGUUUAAUGUCAUGGUGGAUGCCAAAGCUCAGUCUACAAAGCUUUGCAGUAUGGAAAUGGGCCAAGAGUUUGCAAAAGAGUGGCACCAGUACCAUUCAAAAAUAGAUGAACUAAUUGAGGAAACCGUCAAAGAAAUGAUAACACUCCUAGUGGCAAAGUUUGUCACCAUUUUGGAAGGAGUCUUGGCCAAACUGUCUAGAUAUGACGAAGGAACAUUGUUUUCUUCAUUCCUGUCAUUUACUGUGAAGGCUGCUUCCAAAUACGUGGAUGUACCCAAGCCAGGAAUGGAUGUUGCUGAUGCCUAUGUGACAUUUGUCCGCCACUCUCAGGAUGUCCUGCGUGAUAAGGUCAAUGAGGAGAUGUAUAUAGAAAGGUUAUUUGAUCAAUGGUACACCAGCUCCAUGAGUGUUGUGUGCACUUGGCUGACAGACCGCAUGGACCUGCAGCUCCACAUCUACCAACUGAAAACUCUCAUUAGGAUAGUAAAGAAAACAUACCGGGAUUUCCGAUUGCAAGGCGUGCUGGACUCCACCUUGAACAGCAAAACCUACGAGACCAUCCGGAACCGGCUGACGGUAGAGGAGGCCACGGCGUCGGUCAGCGAGGGCGGGGGGCUCCAGGGCAUCACCAUGAAGGACAGCGAUGAGGAGGAUGAGGAGGAUGACUAGGGAAGCUGGAGCAGCGCCUGGGGUCGCCUGGUAUCCAUGCAUGUACCUCGUCUGUAACUCAGUUAGCCACAUUAGGAAUUUUUAUGUCAGCUCUAAAUGCCCAUGAGAAGUUUACCAAUACAAAUGCCAUGUUAGCUGUGUGGUAAUAAGAUUAGCACCUCUCUUUGAUUCAUCAGUUUCCUAAUUUCAUAUCUAUAUGUUCAUAAGCAAUAUGGAGCACCAUUGUUUAAUACUGUUAAUGGAAAAACUACAUAGAAAACAUCCUAGGUGUGUCCCUGUUAUUAAAGUUUAAACAAUGCUUCAUUAAUGUACUGUAUAUACAUUGAUGGUAAAUUGUUGUGAAGAUGAGUGACUCGAGUCCUUUCAUUUCUUUCUCUUCUGUGGAUGCCAACUGCUUAAAAUUAAUUAAAAAAACAGCUUUGUUUUUAAAAGAAAAACCAGGCAAUUACAAAUGAUUUUUUUGUUCUCUCUGUUCAUUUAAAAACCAGAAAACAAACAAACCCAGACAGCCGUUUGAAUCAUUCUGCAUCCUUGUUAAUGUACCAGGCUCUUCCCUUCAAUAUGCAGUUAACUCCAUAGAGACUACAUCCCAAAGGAUUAGUCAUUCUAAUUGCCACACCAGAUUAAUCCUAUCAUUAUGGAUAUAUCAUGCCACAUUACAAGUCCAAAGCAGUUGUUUUAUGUUGACGUUUGCUCCUCUAAAUGUUACAUUUUUGUUUAAAUUUCAAAUAACCGUGUAUGUACAAAGACAACUUUAAUUACAAUCUUAGACUCUACAAAUGUGUUUAUAAUAAUAUAUUGAAUAUUUAUUUCGGUAGAUUGUAACCAUAAUUUACAAUUCCUCUGUUUCACAAUGGUUUUUAUAUAUGUCAUGUACAUUGCAUUUUGACCAGUAACUGCAUGUCCAUCAGUUCCUUCUCCAGAGCUUUUACUUUCUGUGUAAAAUAGUGAUCCAUCUUGCUUUUUUUGCCUUAUACAAGCCGACAGUUGUAAAAGUGUGAGAACUGUGGCUUCUCAAUAAAUAACUAUUCAGAUGUCCUAAUAAUAAAUUAUGGAGUCUUUUUAUGUCUGCCUUAGAAAAAAUACCAAACCAAGCUGAGAUGUAAGAGCCCCAACCUCACAGAAUAAAGGCAUUUUCUUUUCUCA
Messenger RNA from Catharus ustulatus (Swainson's thrush), 5331 nucleotides. It is a transcript of the gene CADPS, whose product is annotated as calcium dependent secretion activator. The transcript has 33 exons. NCBI's taxonomy places the organism in Eukaryota, Metazoa, Chordata, Aves, Passeriformes, Turdidae. The coding region runs from base 97 to 4185 and encodes 1362 amino acids. The record is from RefSeq and is a predicted model, not a curated record. Gene Ontology annotation, biological process: positive regulation of exocytosis; synaptic vesicle exocytosis; dense core granule exocytosis. Gene Ontology annotation, cellular component: glutamatergic synapse.